Pyrgilauda ruficollis (rufous-necked snowfinch) is the source of this 571-nucleotide messenger RNA. RefSeq names its product mitoregulin (gene MTLN). The coding region runs from base 58 to 234 and encodes 58 amino acids. Gene Ontology annotation, biological process: positive regulation of mitochondrial membrane potential. The record is from RefSeq and is a predicted model, not a curated record. The transcript has a single exon. Gene Ontology annotation, cellular component: mitochondrial inner membrane. NCBI's taxonomy places the organism in Eukaryota, Metazoa, Chordata, Aves, Passeriformes, Passeridae.
GGCGGCGGAAGCGGGAGCGGGAGGCGGCGCCGGGCCGGGGCUGGAAGCGGGGCCGGGAUGGUGCUGGAGGCGCUGCAGCCGCGGGUCGUGCGCUGGGCGCUGCUGGCCGCCUUCGCCGCCGGGGUGGCGGUGGGCUGGCAGGCGGGCCGGGCGCGCCGCCGCUUCCUGCGCUGGCGGCAGCGCUACCUCCAGCGCCGCCUCGCCGCCGCGCAGGAGAAGCUGGAAGCGGCCUGAGCGCCGCAGCCGCUCCGGGCUGCCCCUGGCUGCUCCGGGCUGCCCCUGGCUGCGGGCUCCCGGCGGCUCCUGCGGCGGAUUCGGCUCCUCCGGACCUGCGGUGGGCGCUGCCUGAGCCGCUGGAAACGCGUGAAGCGCUGCUGGGGAAGGACAGCGUCCCUGGGGUAGCAGGGCUGCCGGCUGGACAGCAUCCGUGGAGUAGCGGGAAGGACAGCAUCCGUGGAAUAGCAGGGCUUCUGGAGAAGGACAGCAUCCCUGGAAUAGCGGGAAGGACAGCAUCUGUGGAAUAGCAGGGCUUCUGGAGAAGGACAGCAUCUGUGGAAUAGCAGGGCUUCUG